Habropoda laboriosa is the source of this 1926-nucleotide messenger RNA. RefSeq lists its product as uncharacterized. The record is from RefSeq and is a predicted model, not a curated record. Gene Ontology annotation, molecular function: protein binding. The coding region runs from base 62 to 1624 and encodes 520 amino acids. Gene Ontology annotation, cellular component: SCF ubiquitin ligase complex. Gene Ontology annotation, biological process: positive regulation of protein ubiquitination; SCF-dependent proteasomal ubiquitin-dependent protein catabolic process. The transcript has 8 exons. Lineage: Eukaryota; Metazoa; Arthropoda; Insecta; Hymenoptera; Apidae.
UGUAUCCUCCAGUUGGUUUCUUCGUUUAAAUCGGUUCACGAACGAUCGGUACACCGUCGACAUGGAUCUACGAAGAAUGUCCAAUUGGAACGUCCUGAGCGUGGAGGCAGCACUCCAGCAGCUGAACAACCUCGACGAGGAUAAGAAGGAGAUCUUGAAACGUCCCAACACGACGAUAGAGAAACUGCCAGAUAAGGUGUUACUGAACGUCUUCAGCUACCUGUCCCACCGUGAGAUAUGCAGGGUGGCACGUGUGUGCAAGAGAUGGCGGCAAAUCGCGUACGACACGCGAUUGUGGAAGCACGUAUCCCUUAGACCGGAAAUCAGCGGGUUGCACGUGAACUCUUUGGACAAUCUGCUGCACUUGAUCAGUACUCGUUUCGGCGCAUCGUUGAGGUACAUAGAGCUGCCUAUAGAGUUGAUCACUCACACGGUCCUCCACGAACUGGCGAACAAAUGCCCAAAUUUGACACACAUGCUACUCGACUUCUCCACUGCCAUGCAACUGCACGAUUUCUCGGAGAUGCAGGCAUUCCCGACCAAAUUGAAGUACAUGUGCAUCUGUCUGUCGGAAGUAAUCUUCAUGGAAGGUUUCAUGAGGAAGAUUUACAAUUUUAUCAACGGUCUGGAGAUUCUUCACCUUAUAGGAACGUACGAGAAGGUGGAGGAAGAGGAGGAAGAGAUCUACGAAGUGAUAAACGUGCACAAAUUGAAAUCGGCGACUCCUAAUUUAAGAGUGAUCAAUUUAUACGGGAUCAAUUUCGUGGACGAUUCUCACAUCGACGCGUUCUCCUCGAAUUGCAUCCAGCUGGAGUGUUUAGCCGUGAAUUUCUGCGCCAAGGUCACUGGCUCGACCAUGAAGACGCUGUUUCAGCGAAGCAGAAGAUUGAAGUGUCUGCUUAUGCAAGGAACAAAUCUUCAGAGUGAAUACGUGAUGCAAGUGGAAUGGGAGAAAUCGAGUAUCCAAGAGUUGGACGUGACUGGAACGGAUUUGUCGACGGAAUGUCUAAUCGACAUGUUGAGCAGAAUUCCAGGGCUGCGUUUCCUGAGCGCGGGCCAGUUAAACGGCUUCAACGACAGCGUGUUAAAAGCCUGGGCAGAGAUGGGCAAUCCGCGAAAUCUGAUCGCGUUAGACUUGGAUAGUUCGGAUAAUCUGACAGACGACGGACUGCAUAAAUUUUUGUCGCGAUACGGUCAUCAGCUUUGGGGCCUCGCCUUGUCCGGCAUGCCACACAUCACCGACCAACUGUGGCAGAGUGUGUUGCCUAUAUUGACCAAUGCGAAAAUUCUAGUUAUGGGAACACAAGAGAGACUAGGCGUGAACAUCCACGUGGACCAGUUAAUGGAUGGAAUAGCGAACAAUUGUCCAAAUUUAGAGCGGUUAGAGCUGCGUUGGGACCCGGAGAACCUUCGAUUCUCCGACAAAAGUCAGAAAGCCAUAGACAUACUUCGUGUGAAGUGCAUUAAAUUACGGUGUUUAAGUUUGAGCGAUGGAAGGUACUACGAGAUAGUUAAGGCGAAUUUCGAGCGUGCCGACAGGUUGACGGUUGUUCGAACAACGACAUGCUGCCGAGUGUCCAACUACUAUCUUCUAGCCAAUUAUAAGGAUUUAAUUUUCAAUUAACCGUUCCGAUAUAUAAUUGUACAUAAGCUGCGGUGGAUUCAUAGACAAGAUUUUUUCCAUAGGAUCGACGAGGUACUCGAGAAGAAUACAUAUAUAAAGAAGAUUGUCAAUCGUGACGAACUACAAUCGAAUAAUAAAACUACCUGCGACUAUUCAAGUAUUUAUCCCUAGUAUUACGAGAAGAAACUAUGCGCAAAAUACCAGAUACAUAUUUUUUUACGCAAUUUUGAAACGUGUAGCGUGAAUUACAUAUGGACUAUUUCCGGUCUUCGGUUGUUUCGUAUUAUUGUACUCGAACCAAG